CGCAGUACUACAGCAUUAGAACGCGGCGAACAUAACUUAUACAGCUACUUAUAACGCGUCUCUGACUUUAUUCUUAUUCUUCCACCAUGCAGAAAAGGAGACGAACGACGACGACACGUCCAGGCAAAUUCGACCCCCAAGAUGCUCGUGUCAAGCACACCCGUAUUGGCGUGUGGGACCUCUACGAGGAUCGCCAAACUGAUUCAAUGCCACGCAUACCAGGCUCGUCACGAUUAGAGACGUAUGCCCAGAUAGUCCAGAGCUUUCCCCAUGUAGUACGCAUGUUAAAGGACAUACUCAGCAUCAAACGGUGUUGGCUACUACUUUCCGUAUUCUUCGUAGUGGAAAUAUUGGCCUCACUUACACCCGCUGUUUCACUAUGGUACUCUGGACAACUGCUCCGACUUGUAGAGACUGCAAUAGAGACACGUACUGUGGACACAACAGUUCUCAUUCAUGUUGCAGUAGGACGCGUUGCAUGCACAGUUGCGACGCGCCUUCUCCAAUACGCCCGAAGCCGCAUCGUCAUCCCCUUAAACCUGUCCAUCAAACAAUUCUACGCUGGGCACAUAUUCCACUCCAUGGCACGCCUUGACGUGCCCACAUUUGAAAACUCGGCCGUUCAGAGGCAGCUGGAGUCCACGUGGGCGUCCCCUUGGGGCUCUAGCGUAGCUUGGGAAACCAUCCAGAUGUCCACGAGCAUCGUAAUGACAGUUAUUCGUCUACUCUCCCAGGUGUCGGUUCUAUUUGCAGUCCUGCGCGAGCAGCAAGAUGGUCCCCUUCUUGCGAUUCUCAGCCUCUCACAAUCUAUAUUUCACUGGUACAGCACAAACAAAAGAGUGUUCGGCUCCUUAGUUUGGGCCGCUACCACAACCAACGAAGAUUAUGUUCGUAUGCAAGGCCUUAAGCACCUCGUCGAUAACCCUUCACACCGCAAGGAGCUUGUCGCAGGCAACCUCGGCGAAUAUGUCACCGCACAAUUUCGCGAAACCGCUCAGCGCGUCGGAGACGAUGCGGGUGAGUUCCAAGAGUUGCGUCGAGCCCAUGCUGUCAAGGAUCGUUUGAGCAUUGCGUCCAUCCUCCGUGAACCAAUGCGCGAACUGCCCCAGAUCGUCUUCACCCUCCGCGCAGUGCAAAAACCAAUGACCAUCCCCCUCUCAUUAGCAUCACUCACACUGAUCAAUCAAACCUCUAACUCGUUCAGUUCCACCCUUUUUUCGCUGUUCGGAGAGUCAUUCUCUCUUGCGGAACAGUUUGCCAAUGUACGCAAGCUAUACGAGAUCGAUAAUGUGAAGAAUAAGGUGGUGGAUGGCGCGGAACCAUUCCCCGAGAACCAGCAAUCUCUCAGGACUGGUAUUUCUGUCGAGUUCAGGAAUGUAUCAUUUCAGUACCCUGGUGCAGAGAGGUAUGCUCUCCGGAAUGUUUCGUUCAAGAUUGGAGCUGGUCAACUUUGUGUUAUUGUUGGCGUGAAUGGCUCUGGAAAGAGUACGAUCUUAAAACUUAUCUCCCGCAUCUACGACCCAACCGAGGGCACCAUUCUUAUCGAUAAUCGCGACAUCAAAACCCUCAGACUGGCCGACCUCCGCGCCGCCAUGUCAAUCCUCUUCCAAGACUACACGCACUUCCCUCUCUCCAUAAACGAAAACAUCGCACUCGGCAACCCCGCCCUUGCACACGACUAUGACAAGGUCCGCGAAGCCGCCCGACUGGGCGGCGCAGAACACUUCAUUGACGAGCUGCCUGACGGAUUCGACACCUAUCUCGACCGCCCUGUUAAAGACUACUACUCGGGCCUCCCUGAAGGCACCACGAUGCUGUUUGGGCGACCCGUCGACUACUCCCGUGUGCGUGGCGCAGGGGGUCUCCGUGUUUCUGAGGCUUCAAGUCUCAGUGGCGGACAGAUGCAGCGGCUUGCGGUCUCUCGCACGUUCAUGCGCUCAUUGGUAUCUGAGACAGAGUCUUUGGUUGGCAUGUUGUUAUUCGACGAGCCCAGUGCCUCCUUGGACCCUACGGCCGAACAUGAUCUCUUCGAGCGUCUACGGAAGUUAAGGGGAAACAAGACCAUGAUAUUCUCCUCGCAUCGAUUCGGGAGCCUCACCCGACAUGCGGAUCUCAUAUUGUACAUGGACGAAUCUAUUGUCCAGGAAGAAGGCACACACGAUGAUCUAUUGAAGAGAGGGGGAGAGUAUGCACGUAUUUGGAAUUUACAAGCAGAAGCUUUCAUUUAAUGACCAGAGACGAAAUCACACGUUGUCCAAUACCACGAUUAUUAAUCAUGGAACGACUCAUUCUUGCACAUGUAUGCAAUUGUCCAGACUCCAACCAUUGGCGGUGUGUGUCAGUCCCA
Molecule: messenger RNA, 2347 nt
Organism: Suillus paluster
Lineage: Eukaryota; Fungi; Basidiomycota; Agaricomycetes; Boletales; Suillaceae
Product: P-loop containing nucleoside triphosphate hydrolase protein
Exons: 12
Coding region: 87-2228 (713 amino acids)
Biological process (GO): transmembrane transport
Molecular function (GO): ATP hydrolysis activity; ATP binding; ATPase-coupled lipid transmembrane transporter activity
Source: RefSeq, a predicted model, not a curated record